CGCGAGGUGGGGCGGCGGGCUGAGGAAUCACGCCCCUGCUCCCCUGAUCUCGCUCAGGCUCUUCUCGCUCUUCACUUUGCAGGUGGCUGUGGGAUCCUGGCCUCGGAAGCACGCCGCUCUGUCCGGUGUCCGUCAGCAGAGCCUCUGACCCUGGCGGCCUCGCUUUGCACAUUCUCAGAUUUCCUUGGAUGAUGGCCUGCAUCCGAUGGUCCCGGGACUCUUACCGACUCAGCUCCUCUGGCCCUCAGCAUUUCUCUGGAAUGGCAGUCUGCCACACCUUUCCAGCUGCUUCUUGGCCUGUUGUGUUGUGUCUGCCUCAUCUGUCUGCACCAGGCCCCGAGUGGGCCCCUUCUCCCUCUACUCCUGGCACGCCUCAUGGCAGGUGCCAUUGGCAGAACCCUGGUAAUCCUAUACAGGUGGCAGCCAGUUUCGCCAGUGCACACCCUUGGCAGCAGAUGGAUGGUAGCUCACAGCGACCCUUGGUGGAUUUCUGGAUUGAGAGGCCCUGCUGUGGGAACCCCAUGUGUGUGUAUACCACCAUGAAUCAGAAUAGCACAGUUAAUGAUUCUUCUGGCAGUAAACACAAAAGAGGCCCUCCAGCUGGAUGGAUACCAGACCCCUGGCCCCUCGAGACAGACUUCCACUGGGUGGCCCCCUACCUCAAUAGGGACCUGCCCUUGCCUGAUGAUUAUGAACUCUUCUGCCAGGAUCUCGAAGAAAUUAUUCAAGACCCAAACAACAGUUUUGUUGAGUACCAUGCCACUGUCUCCUGUCCUCUGCCUUCCACAUCAAGCCAGUCUGAGGCCUUUUACCUGCUCCCUCCAACCCCUGCUUGGUCCAGGCCUAACUCUAUAUCCAGAAGUUUUUGGACUGAGCAGCAGCUCAAGGAGAGCUGCCCUGUGCCCCAAGAGCCUGUGACCCAGUCUGGUUCUGCAUAUAGCCCUGAUUGCAGUGCUGUGAGGCCAGCUGCCUCCCAUCCAAAGGAUGCAGACCCCAAACUAGUCUCAGUACUUUCAAAAUCUGUUAACUCCUAUUCCUGACGCUAGAGUUGGCUCAUCCGGGGAGCUGAGAACCUCAGGAAGCAUAAGAGUUCUGAAACCUAAGGGACCAGGGAGUAUCUCUGGGCACCAGACAUCCCACAAGAGCCACUGUCUGUUAUGUUCCCUAGUCCUCUCCCCUGCAUUCUGAGCAUGCUCUGAUGUGCAGCAGUGCUCCUGGUGAUGAAGGGCUGUGCACAGUGCCGGGACCCACAGCAUGCAGACAGCACAGUGGUGUCUAUAGGUGACUCCACUGACCCAUGGCUGGGUAACUAGACAGAGACACAUGUGAGCUUGCCCGGCUCCUGCCAGAAUGUGGGCCUGUGUUGGGCUCCUAGGUGAGGUCCUACCCCGCACCUGGAAGUGCUGUUCCACCUGGCCGGUUCCUACAGGAAAGUUUCUGUAGAUCAGCCCCCAUCAGACUAUAGCACUGUUGCUAGAUGCUACCCCCACAAAGAACUAUGAUGGUGUUUCUGGGCCAUUGCCCUGCUGUCUGACCUGUGAUACUAGACUACAAUGGAAAGAAGACUGCUUGAAGGAAGCCACUGCUCCUUUUUAAAUAAUUUGGUUUUUGGUUUUUGAGACAAUGUUUCACUAUGUAGCGUUGGCUGGCUUGGUACUUAAUAUGUACCACCCUGGCCUUGAUCUCACAACAACAACCCCCCCACCCCACCCCACCCCCACCCCGCCG
Cricetulus griseus (Chinese hamster) is the source of this 1728-nucleotide messenger RNA. Lineage: Eukaryota; Metazoa; Chordata; Mammalia; Rodentia; Cricetidae. The record is from RefSeq and is a predicted model, not a curated record.